This is a messenger RNA of Nelumbo nucifera (sacred lotus), 1245 nucleotides long. Its product is annotated as putative WRKY transcription factor 40. NCBI's taxonomy places the organism in Eukaryota, Viridiplantae, Streptophyta, Magnoliopsida, Proteales, Nelumbonaceae. Gene Ontology annotation, biological process: regulation of DNA-templated transcription. The record is from RefSeq and is a predicted model, not a curated record. Gene Ontology annotation, molecular function: sequence-specific DNA binding; DNA-binding transcription factor activity.
CUUUCUCUCAUUCAAUUGAACAUUUGGAGAUAGCUUCCCAGAGCCAAUCAAGCGAAGCUCCUCGUAAACUGUAGACUCGCUCUCGAUUGACUUAGCCAACAGCAUCGGCAGCGGUGCAGCCAUGGAGUCGACUUGGUUGGAUACGUCUCUCAGUUUUGACCUCAACGUCAAUCCCCACCGACAUCUCGAUGAGACUCCGAAGGAAGAAGUACUGUACACUGAUUUUCUGGAUAUGGGGAGGCAGCAAUCGGUGAACGAAGAUGCUAGUGUACUGGUGGAGAAGUUGAAUCGGAUGAAUGCGGAGAACAAGAAGUUGACCGAAUUGCUUACUGUGAUGUGCGAAAACUAUCAAGCGCUGCAGACCCAAUUGAUGGAUCUGAUGAAAAGGAAUAACGAAACGAACUUCCCUGCGUCGAAGAAGAGAAAGGCUGAAAGCAUGGAUGCCAAUAACCAGACUGGAAUUAAUGGCCCCGCAGAGAGCAGCUCCAGUGAUGAAGAUUCAUGCAAGAAGUUCAGGGAAGAUAUCAAGACAAAGAUCUCAAGAGUAUAUGUUCGGAUCGAUGCCUCCGAUACCAACCUGGUGGUGAAGGAUGGAUACCAAUGGAGGAAAUACGGUCAAAAAGUAACCAGAGAUAACCCAUCUCCUAGAGCUUACUUCAAAUGCUCCUUUGCACCAAGUUGCCCAGUCAAAAAGAAGGUUCAGAGAAGUGCUGAAGAUCGAACACUUUUGGUAGCGACAUACGAAGGCGAGCACAACCACCCACACCCUUCUCAAGCUGAGACAGCACUGGGGUCGAGCCACGGCGUAACAAUUGGGUCCGUCCCCUGCUCAGCCUCCAUCAGCUCGUCAAAUUCAGGCCCAACCAUAACACUUGAUCUCACCCAACCGGGAUUGAGUAACAGUGUCAAGAAACCCAACGAGGAGACCAAGCCUCCGGCAUUCAAACAGUUCUUGGUCGAACAGAUGGCUUCUUCCUUGACCAAGGAUCCCAGUUUCACUGCAGCACUUGCAGCUGCUAUUUCAGGAAAGAUUCAACAACAUUCAACAGUGCAGAAAUGGUGAUGGCUGUUUCUCCAACGAGAAAUUUCCAUGUAGUUUCGUUUGCUCCUCUUGAGAGCUGAGAUUCAAAUCAUGUAAAUAGAUUCUCGAAAUAACUAAAAAGGAGAGAAAAUGUGCUUUGCAUUUUAUAAUCAAAUUUGGGGUGUUCAUAUGUAACCAUCAUGUUGCAUACUUUUGGCAAAUUA